AACGUUUCAUACAUCUCUCUCCUCUCACAUAGAGACACAAGAGUGGUCACUGGCCAGUGUAAAGCCACUAACAGCUCUAGGCCUGCAAUUUUUUUUCUUCAGAUUAUUACAAAAAAUUUAAUAAAACAAAACAUGAAAAGCGAUUUUUUGUGUUCGCUUCUUUUUCGACUUUUAAUGGAGCAGGCCGGCAGCACCGAGACAAAGAAAAGAAUGAGUUUCUCUCUCGAGGAUUCCUAUGCUAUCCAUAAAAAUAACUAAUGUGCUUUUCCUUUAAAAAAGAAAAAACAAAAAAAAGGUCCUAAUUGUUGUUUGAAUAUUUGAUAAAAUCGUAAACAAUGAAAUGGCAGUGUCUUAAAAGAAGGAGAAGGGCACUGUUACUUGUUUGUUGCUGUUCUUUAAAGUUUUUGUAAAUAAUGCAUAUUUGUUAACAGAAGAAAAAUAAUGGAAGCAUCAAUAACCACAGCCAAAGGUACUGGAGGAGAGGUGAGGCAUCUUCACAUCAUUUAUUUCCUCAGCCAUAUGGGUCGCAUAGAGCAUCCUCAUCUCAUUCGGGUUCAUCAUCUCAAUCGCAACGGAGUCUAUCUCCGAGACGUGAAGAGAUGGAUGACAGAUUUGCGAGGGAAAGACAUGCCAGAUGCCUUUGCGUGGUCUUAUAAGAGAAGGUACAAGAAUGAUUAUGUUUGGCAAGAUUUAACGGAUGAUGAUCUCAUUACCCCAAUCUCUGACAAUGAAUAUGUCCUAAAAGGAUCUGAAGUUUUCCCCACCAGUCGUUUUGAUGCUAAUGCUAAUGGUGAAAAUAAAGUUUCCGUUAUAAAAAAUGGCAAGCUUGUUGGAGUUGACGCAGCUUCAAGCCAGACUUCCCUAAAUCCUAUUAUAGAUACCCCAACAAAAGCAUCCCCAGAAAUUUAUGAAGAAUCGCCUAUAUUUAGCUCAGAUUGCUCAACAAUAACCGAAGAUUCCACGAAACAAGAACAAGGUCCAAGCAAAUUCAAUCCCCUUGAAGAAAAUAUGGACAAGUGUGGAAGCCUUCCGUCGUCGUAUGUUAACUCCAAUUUGUUGGGUCAAAAGAAGAAGAAGAAGAAGAGAUACGGCAGCAACAAUAACAACGAUGAUGAUGGCAAUGAUAGUAGAAAAAGCAGCUGUAGCAUUGAAAAGAUGGGUACUCGAAGCUCAUCAUUUUCUUUGUCGUCCCCAUCGCCAUCACUAGAGUCGCAGUUUGCAAAGAGUAAGCGCUAUUCAACUGGAGCUUCAAAAAUGCUUCGAAACUUGAUUACUUGCGGUGCUGUCGAUACAAAUGAUACUGCUGUAGUUGCGGCUAAUAAAUAUUCUUCAAAUAAGUCUGUGAAAAAGGGGGAUGAGAUUUGCAAAGGGGAGAUACUUGGAGGGUCUUCAAGAGGAUUUGGGACUCCUUGGAAUCACCAGGACCAACAAUACAAUGCGAGGAGGACAAAUUUCGAUGGGCCGAAGCAGCAGCAAAGCGGAAUUGGCAAACCGAAAGGGGUUCCUCCUGCAUACAAGCCAGUGGGUACACCCACCUGCUCGCAAUGUGGUAAGUCGUUCAAGCCAGAGAAACUGCACACACACAUGAAGUCCUGCAAAGGAAUGAAAGCUUCUGGAAAGCCUGCUGCAGCAUCUUUCAAGAGGAAUCCACCCCCUCCUUCCAUGACUAAACUAAUGACUAUUUCAUGACCAACUAAAUUUUCAGAAUGUUAUAAAUAUCAAAAGUGAAUUUUGCGAGUUAGAUGCUUGGAAAAGAAAUGAUUGGAAUUAUAAAAUCUCCAACUGUCAAGUGAGUAGUAUCUGCUAGGAGUUUAGAAGGGCAAAACCUGUUUUUCCAGAGGAUCACCUACACCUGGAAAAACAUUGCCAGCAGUCAAGCUACUUGAGAAAAAGCUGAAAAU
Molecule: messenger RNA, 1901 nt
Organism: Ricinus communis (castor bean)
Lineage: Eukaryota; Viridiplantae; Streptophyta; Magnoliopsida; Malpighiales; Euphorbiaceae
Product: protein SOSEKI 1
Exons: 6
Coding region: 442-1689 (415 amino acids)
Source: RefSeq, a predicted model, not a curated record